This is a messenger RNA of Recurvomyces mirabilis, 1881 nucleotides long. RefSeq lists its product as uncharacterized. Gene Ontology annotation, molecular function: protein binding. The record is from RefSeq and is a predicted model, not a curated record. The transcript has 2 exons. Gene Ontology annotation, cellular component: nucleus. The coding region runs from base 1 to 1881 and encodes 626 amino acids. Lineage: Eukaryota; Fungi; Ascomycota; Dothideomycetes; Mycosphaerellales; Teratosphaeriaceae.
AUGGAUGUGCUUACCGAUUCUUUGACGUAUACCGAACGAGUGAGCACAAUGGAUCAGUCCUGGAUAUCACCCUACCUACCCACCCGACCCACGGAACCGGGCGAUCCAGUCUUAAGUCCCCAGGACCUGGAGAGUCUCCGGGAUAGAUUGAUCGAGCUGACAAGACAGAUUGGCCGCUAUCCUUAUAAUGUGACUCUGUGGGUCAGGAGAGCGGAUGUCUUGAGUCAGUUGAAGUACCCUGAGUCGGCGGCGGGGGAUGCUUGGAAAGCGGGUUUUCUGGCCGGGAAGAUGAUGGAGAAGUGUGAGGAGCGGCAUGAUGGGCGGGAAGCCAGGGCUGGGAACGACGAGGUUGGUGGACGGUGGAAGUUGGGGUUCAAGAUGGGGUUUUGGAUGAGGGAGGCGGAUGUGAAGAUGGAGGAUGCGGCGGAUGACGAGGGGGGAUCAUGUUUCGAGCACGAAGGGCACUACGACUUUGACGAGAAUGACUACCGAUGGCAGCGCCUAUCUGAUUUGCGGGAAGAAGCACGAUAUCUCCAAAAUAAGAAUCUCUAUUACUACCCUCAAUUCGAAGAAGGCCGAUAUUAUUCCCGCCUAUACCCAUGGAUGGAAGCCCGACACCGAUAUCGAGACGACCAAUUACUCGAAACGAUCAACGCGGAAUUCGAGCAGCAAGCGCGAGAUAAGGGCAGGGGAACAGCAGAUUGUGUCAUCCGCCGCCACGCCUUCGGCCGUUCAUCAAACUCGGAAAUGCCUUCGGAUCCACUCUCCAAACCGACGAGCGACAUCCUCGGCGUCUUCGCCACACACGACAUCCCCGCCCACACAACCCUCAUCCUCGACAAGACACGAACAUGGGGUUGUAUUGGUCCAGGCACUGGCUCUCACCCCCAGAACCUCGCGAACCUCCAUGGCGGAAUGGGCUGUUCAGACCCCAUUCACCCUAAAUUCCCAGAGGAGACGGUAGAGCAAGACCUCCGCUGGAUCCGGGAUAGAUGCGGGAAGGAGGCCGCAGGCGUACUGCUUUUGUGUCGGUUGCUUGGGGAGACCCUACAGAAGCGAGCUAGUGAAGCCGAGGAGGACAAUGAGGAGUGUCAACAGACCAGCGGCGGCGGCAGCAGCAGCAGCAGCAGCACGAUCAAACACCCACUCGACCACCCACUCCUAGCCCGCCUAACCCCGACCUACCGUCGGACGAAAAUCCAGAUCUUCUCCCUGGAAGAAGACAUCAUCAUCCCCAACCUCUUCCUCCUCCAAACCGCGGGCAUCGACAUCUUCGCCUCUCCCCAAUACGAAACCUGGACGCUCUUCGAACUCGCCGCCCGCUCCCGAAACAACAGCUGGAGCAACCCGCUCCAUUCCUGCAUCUCCCCGCUCUUCAGCCUGUUUAAUCAUAGUUGCGAACCGAAUGUGAGCUGGGAAGUUGGGCAAGGGAAUUGCACGAGUAUGAGGAUCACGACAUCCCGAGCGAUUGAGGAGGGGGAACAAUUUUUCGUUCUCUACGACGGCUAUAUGGCUGAUGAACCACUGAAAGCUCGCCGGAAAAGAAUGAGGAGGUGGUUGGACGCGGAGUGUUUGUGCGGGAGAUGUGUGCGGGAGGAGGCUACGGAGGCGGCUGCGGAGGUGGUGGAGGAGGAGGAGGUGAAGAGGAUGGAGGGUGCGCUGGCGGCGGCGGCGGCGACUGUGCAGGUUGGCGCCGCGGUAGGAGAUGGCGCGGGCAAAGUGGAUUCGCCAAUGAGUAGUCGACGCACCUCCCCCAUCCCCUUGCUCUCGGGAGCAGCGGCGGCGAUCGCAGGCUGGGAUACGGCGCCUAGUAUUGUGUUUCCUGAAGAUCAGGACUCGGCCACGGGGAAGCGACCGACGUCCUCCGGCUCUUCUGGCUAG